Messenger RNA from Adineta steineri, 729 nucleotides. The record is from the annotation of a GenBank genome assembly. Lineage: Eukaryota; Metazoa; Rotifera; Eurotatoria; Adinetida; Adinetidae.
AUGAGUUUUCUUGGUAGUCUCGGUAAAAAAGCUGUAGAAAAAGCUUAUGAUCUUGCAUCAAAAGUUGAAGGUGGUCGUGAUUAUUUAACAACUGCUGCGAAUACAGUUAAUUCAUUAGUUAAAGGCAAAGAUGCUCGUGUUUAUUUAAAACCUGGUAAUGUAAUACAAUUUAUAUCACGAGCAUCGAAUCGUUCAAUACAAAUUGUUGUUGCAAAAGAAACAAAUGAAUUAAUAUGUGAUGCUAUUGGUGGCACUGGUCCAUUUUUUCCUAAUGCAUAUUGGUUAGUUGUUUGUGGUCAACAUGGUCGAUAUUAUUUUCAUAAUAAUUAUAAUUAUCUUGCAAUAAAAAAUGGUAAAAUUGUUAUUAUUCCAUCAUCAACAAGUGAAAAACCACCUGCAGAAGGAGAAUUUCGUGUACAAGAUGUCUUAGGUUCAGCUCAAGCUAUUUAUCUUGAAUCUGUACAUAUGCCAGGAUAUUUUAUUAGUUUUGAUGAAGAAGGUACACUUGGUGAUGAAAUUAAAACAAAGACAAAAGAAAAAUUUUCACAAUUAGAAAUUCAAUUAAUUGCUUAUGGUCCUGGUAUUCAACCUGAAAAAGAUGAUCAUACAAUUGAAACAUCGAAUGAAGCAUCACCUCCAUCUUAUUGGGCAGCAGCAAAUGCAUCGACAUCACCAGCAUCGAAUGAACAAUCUCACAAUGGCAAUAAUGCUAAAUCACCAUCAUCAUAA